Triticum turgidum subsp. durum (durum wheat) is the source of this 1533-nucleotide messenger RNA. The record is from the annotation of a GenBank genome assembly. NCBI's taxonomy places the organism in Eukaryota, Viridiplantae, Streptophyta, Magnoliopsida, Poales, Poaceae.
AUGGCCCAGGAGAGCUCGCAGGCCUCCGUCGCGAGCUCACCGCCGCACCCUCCAUCUUCGGCUUUCUGGUGGCGCGACAUGCAUCCCUAUUCCACUACCCCUGCUUGGCCGCCGCCGCCCGCCACAGCGGCCACGCCGCUCUGGACCCCGCUCGCUCAACACAAGACAUCCUCCUCCGGCGCCGCCGAUGAUCUGUCCGCCUCCAACGCCACCAUGCAGACCUCCUUCACCAAGACCUCUACCAACCACUCCGGCAUCAGCAUGGACGACUCCUCAGCCGCCACUGCGGCCGUGCAGAGCCACCUCUGGAACCAAGUCGCCAUGGGCACCGGCGGCGAGGUCGCGGGGAGCAUGCAGGUGGUGCAUGACGCCCACAACGACGACAGCGAGAACUUCCUUGAGCUGCUAAACUCAAGGACGCUCGCCACGGAGCUCUUUGCCGAGCCGCCGGCUUGCGACUAUCUCAAGAAGAUGGAGUACGGUGGCGGCAGCGCAUGGCCGGACGUCCACCAGUUCAGCGCUGCCAAUAUGGACAAGCACCUCCCUUCCGCCUCCGGCGCUGGCUACUGGUCCAUCGCGCCGCCCAACCCGUGCCACGGAGACAGCGGCCACCACCAACGCCUUGGCGGCUCCGGGCCAUGCGAUAACGCCGCCGCCAUGGGCCACGUUGUCAAGGCCCUCUUCCUGGACGCGGACGGCAACGUCAAGCACGAGAUGGGUGGGGGCGGCCACGGCGCGAUACUGCAGGAAGCGGCCAGCACCAGAUGCACCAGCAGCCAAGACUUCACGAGGCCCAUCGGGCUGGGGUACAGCUCCAUGCAAGGGCUCAUCAGCAACAGAAUGUAUGGAGGCGGCGCCGGCGCUUAUGACGUUGCCAUGGACGUUCGGUGGGGCAGAAAUGAUGGUCGCGACCCUAGGAGCCUGUCGGGCUUGAUAUCGUUCGGCCGGGGCAUGGGAAAGCCUGUGCCUUCCGGCUCCCCGGCGAAGACGUCGUCGGCGGAGUACAAGAAGCAAGGGCGGGAGAUGUCGUCGCCGGAGAAGACAAGCGCCAGCGGCGUCUGUGGCAAGGGGAGUAGUGCGCUAUCCACCAAGGGGAAGAAGAGAGCGGAAGAGGAGAGGGGAUCGGAAGGCAACGUGAAGAAGUCCAAGCACGAGUCCUGCUCGCCCACGUCGUCGUCUCCCAAAGGCCAGAUGCCUAAAGUAAAGUUAGGACACAAGAUAACUGCACUUCAACAGAUGGUUUCACCAUUUGGGAAGACCGAUACCGCAUCAGUUCUAUAUGAGGCGAUAAAUUACAUUAAGUGGUUGCAUGAGCAAGUGCAGCUGCUGAGUGAGCCUUACAUGAAGUCGUGUAGUAGCAAGGAUUACAAGCCAUGGGCACGGUCUGAUGGGAGGGAGAAGGAAGAUGCAGAGACUGACCUAAAGAGUAGGGGGUUGUGCUUGGUUCCACUCUCCCGCACGCCCCAGAUGUACAUGGAUAGCAACGGCCCGGAUUAUUGGACCCCGCCCAACAAGAGUUGUUUAUACCGGUGA